This is a messenger RNA of Astrephomene gubernaculifera, 2047 nucleotides long. Lineage: Eukaryota; Viridiplantae; Chlorophyta; Chlorophyceae; Chlamydomonadales; Astrephomenaceae. The record is from the annotation of a GenBank genome assembly.
GACGCAUGUGGCUAUCUUAAGGAACGUAACGAGCAUGUUAUGUAUGGUCCUAGAUAGAAGCGCGAAAGAAGGAUUACGGUUAACGUUCCUUACCUCGUCUUAAGCUAGUGGGCGCUGGCAACUUUACAGCAUGUCGACUGAUUUAUGUUCAGGGUCUUCAUCAAAUGAUGCAUCUCGAACUGUAGCUCGCGACCUGCUGGCUUUGCUCGCGGAUGCCGCUGAGACACACGACGUCGUCAUUAAAACUGCGGAUGAGCGCCAGUUCCCUGCUCACCGCAGCAUCCUAAUUGCGCGCUGUAGUUACUUUAAGGCUCUGUUUAAAGGCGGCUUUUCGGAUAGCUCUGCUCCAGAAGUGGACCUGCCCGGUGCCGAUCCCGACGCCCUGGCCCUCUUACUUCGCUUCAUCUACGGCGGCAUCCUGGAUAGCUGUAACCGAACUGUCUUAAAGCCUGCAAUAGAACUGGCGGAUCGGCUACUACUGAACGACGCGCAGGCCAUGCUGCUCCAGCGCCUCUUGUCAACAGCCACCGCAGAAACAAUCACCCACGACCUGCUGUGGGCCGAUGAGCGCGGCUACAAGGACGUCGUGGCCAAACUCCAGCAGGCCUACGUUCAGCAGUAUGCGCGCGGCUUGAGCCUUGAAGCCGUCUCGCUGCUUGCGGAGGCCAACCCGCAGCUCAUGGCGCGUCUGCACAUGGCGGUGCUCGCUUCGCAAAGCUCAUCAAGUGCUGCGACCCAGGCGCCUGUAGCGCCAAAGGCGCCUGCUGCUCCCCAGGUGCCUGCUGCCCAGCCUGGAGUUCGUUUUGCAUUCGGGGCGCCAGCCGCGCCCUCCUGCUCCAUGCCCGCCGCGCCAGGCUUCGGCUUCGGCAUCGCACCCUUCGGUAGCGUACCCUCCGGCAGCGUACCCUUCGGCGGCAAACCCAUUUAACGCAGCCCGUCCCGUGGGCAAAUGGCACGGCAGGCGACAUGCCCCGGGUGAACAUAACGGCCGGCUGUGGAGGGUCCAUCCUUAGCUGAGGGGCGGUUGGUGGUCGGCUGGUGCGUGGGUGCUGUGGGACGCUUGCAUGUGGUUUGCCGUGUGUGGCUUUACUGGAGAGACGCUGGAUGGUUGCUGUGAAUGCUGUCAUGGCUGUGCUUCACUGGUGCUGCUUGGGUCGUCAUUAUCAUGACCAUCAUCAUUAUCAUCAUCAUUGUCAUCGUCAUCACAUCAGGCGGAAGAGAAGAAGUAAGACCGUGCGUUGAGUGAUAGUUGCAUCCUUACUGCAUGCGGGGUGGGAAGCUGAGGAAGUGGGGGCGUUGCAGGUAGGCAUGUAGGGCAGGCAGGCGUGUUCAUAGAUGUGUGGUUCCAGCAAAUGUACUGAUUGCUGGACAAUUUAUUACAACUACAACAUGUGAGGUAUGUAUCUCAGGUGGGGGAGCGCAUUGCUCGCUGCGCAUGUAUUGGAUAUUUGUUGGACGUAGCUACAUUGUGUUGACAUCUUUGGCGGCUGGCAGGUGUUGCGUUAUGAUAUUUGUAUUUCAGAUGCAUCGGCGUUGCCAUCGGCUUUUAAGCAGGUUUGGUUUGGUUCGGAUCGCCCUUUAGAUGUGGUUUGAGGGGCGUAUGUUCGGCCGCAUACAUUCGUUCUUAAUAGGCGAGGUUUAGAAUAGGUCCGGUAUGGUGUUCUGGUUGGAGGUGGUUCUGUGCAGUUCCUUCCACCGCAACACAUGAGUGUGGUCCUUAGAUGUCCAUUUUUCCUUGGGAACUGCGUCCUGGUGCUUGAACCAAUGCCGCAACACGCAUCUGAACGUGUUCACGUGGACGAAUGGGCUUCCCUGCAGUACUGCCGUGUGAAUGCUUCUGGAUGCGAGCUCCAGAGGCCAACAGUACCAGUACUAAGGGGCCGUUAUCCGGUAUGCAGCUUGCCUCGCGUAGGUGUUGGUGUGGCACAGUUGCUUUGUUGUACUUGCCGUUAGCGGCGGCAAGCACACGAUGCCGUGUGUUGCUGGCUACCAGCCCCUGCCUGCCAAUCGCCCAUGAACACGGCCUGCAACAACCGUUGUACAACAC